Messenger RNA from Branchiostoma belcheri (Belcher's lancelet), 1320 nucleotides. Its product is annotated as tectonin beta-propeller repeat-containing protein 1-like. The transcript has 7 exons. NCBI's taxonomy places the organism in Eukaryota, Metazoa, Chordata, Leptocardii, Amphioxiformes, Branchiostomatidae. The record is from RefSeq and is a predicted model, not a curated record. The coding region runs from base 1 to 1263 and encodes 420 amino acids.
AUGAGGAGGAAGGAAAAAGAGGAGGUGGGUAAACCACAGAGCUCCCUCCCCCGGCCCGUGAUUGGGAAGGAGGGAGGUAAACCACAGAGCUCCCCCCGUGAUUGGGGAGGAGGGAGGUCAGAGCUCCCCCCCCCCGUGAUUGGGGAGGAGGCAGGUAACCCCGUGAUUGGGGAGGAGGGAGACCCGGCAUGGAGGUCAGUUGACGGUCUGCUGAAGUUCGUGUCUGUUGGGUCCAGGGGAGUCUGGGGAGUGAAUCGCGAUGACGACAUCUUCUAUCGUUCGGGAACCUUGGAAAAUAAAGCGUCCUCGGGCAGCGGCUGGGUGAAGAUCGAGGGGAAACUGAAGCAGAUCUCAUCAGGACACUCCGUCUGGGGCGUCAACGCCAAUGACGACAUCUUCAUUCGACAAGACCCGGAAUGGAGGUCAGUUGACGGUCUGCUGAAGUUCGUGUCUGUUGGGUCCAGGGGAGUCUGGGGAGUGAAUCGCGAUGACGACAUCUUCUAUCGUUCGGGAACCUUGGAAAAUAAAGCGUCCUCGGGCAGCGGCUGGGUGAAGAUCGAGGGGAAACUGAAGCAGAUCUCAUCAGGACACUCCGUCUGGGGCGUCAACGCCAAUGACGACAUCUUCAUUCGACAAGGAGUGACAUCCACUAACCCUACGGGGACCGACUGGCUCCAUAUCGGAGAAAAGCUGAAGCAGCUGGACGUGAGUUCCACCGCUAACCAGCUCUGGGGCGUCAAUUCAAACGACAACAUCUUCCGACGAACAGGAAUCAGUACGGACCAACCAGCCGGUACAGGUUGGGAGCUAAUAGAAGGCUUGCUGAAGUUUGUGUCCGUUGGUCCCGCCGGCGUCUGGGGCGUGAACUCAAACGACGACAUUUUCUACCGCACCGGAACCUUUGGAAACGAGGCGUCACCAGGCAGCGGUUGGGAGCACAUCCAGGGGAAACUCAAGCAGAUCUCAUCAGGAGACAAUAUUGUCUGGGGAGUAAACGUCAAUGACGACAUCUUUGUCCGAGAAGGAAUAAGCCCGAGCACCCCUGCUGGAACUGGUUGGAGGCAGAUUCCAGGAAAACUGAAGCAGGUUGAGGCUGGUCUCAGCGGCAGGCAGGCGUGGGGAGUCAACUCAGGCGACUCCAUCUUCCUACGUACACAACCGACAGAACUUCAACUGCCUUCCAUCGAUGGUUAUUCUGUUCGUGCCGGAGACUGUCCUGGGAACGACAUCUGGUACAUCUAUGGGGACGGGAUGACCCUAUAAGACUGUGCAGACCGCUGCAGGAGUCACCCUGACUGUGUCUCCUUCAUGUUCUUUGAC